GUUUGAGUUUGAGUUGGUUUUUGUAAUAACCCCCUUCCUCUAAUCACCUUUCUUUCAUCAUCCGAAAAACACCCAUUGCCACCGCACGCGUGCGCUGGACGCGCUUCAACAGUCUCUUCUCCGAUCUCCUUAUCGGGUUCCUUGACCAUACCCGAGGAUCAGGAUCGUUGUGCGCUCGUCUCUCUGGUUUCAUCUAACUCCCAUUCCAAGUCUCUCUCAAUCUUAAACCCUAAGGCUUUUUGUGUAACCGAUUUCAAGCGGGAAUUGCUCUUCGGAGCAUGUGAUUCUUGUUUAAAAAUACGGAGAUGGUUGAUAGUGGCAGCAAGAGCAGGAAGAAAACCAUUACUGAAGGCGACAUCGCCACGCUUUUGCAGAGAUAUGACGCGACGACGAUACUGAGGCUGCUACAGGAGGUGUCGUAUUAUUCCGAUACCAAGAUGGACUGGAGUGAGUUGGUGAAGAAGACAACCACCGGAAUCACCAAUGCUAGAGAGUACCAGUUGCUUUGGAGACAUCUUUCUUAUCGUGACCCUCUUCUCCCCGUGGAAGAUGGUGCUCAACCUCUGGAUGAUGAUAGUGACAUGGAGUGCGAAUUGGAAGCUUCCCCUGCAGUCAGCGUUGAAGCAUCUGUGGAGGCUAUGGCACAUGUGAAAGAUGUCACUUGUACUAGAUUAUAUAAACAAGUUUUCGUCUCUCUCUCUCUCUUUAUGCACCAGGUGAUGGCUGCUUCGUAUGUGCCAAGUGAGUCCGAUAUACUCGACGACUCAACAGUGGAGGCGCCCUUGACAAUAAACGUACCUUAUACUCUACCCGAGGGGACUGAGGAGCCACCAGAGUCGGCUUGGUCGUCGAGAGGGAUGAAUAUCGCCUUUCCCGUUUGUCUACAGAAAGCUACAACUCCCGAGGGGGUGAAUGGGAAUGGUUCAGCGAGCAGCAGCAUGGCUCUUCGCAGGAAAAGGAAAAAAUGGUCUCCCGAGGAGGAUGAGGAGCUGAUCGCCGCUGUGAAGCGAUGUGGUCAAGGCAACUGGGCACAUAUCGUUAAGGGAGACUUUAAAGGAGAGAGAACUGCCUCCCAACUCUCGCAGAGGUGGGCGGUUAUAAGAAGAAGGUGUGGUACAAUGACUGCUGUGAGUCAAUCUGGCCUACAACGAACUGAAGCGCAGAAAGCAGUGAACCAUGCAUUAUCCUUGGCCCUGGGAAAUCGGCCUCCUCCAAAACAAACUUCAGUAGGUAUAUCUCCAACGACUCCAUCUUCUAGCAUCACAGAGACGCAAGGCAAUGAGGGCAACUCUUCUCAAGGUCAACAGCAGUCCAAACCAGUUGUUCAAACAUUGCCCGGGGCAGCAAAAUCUCGAUUUGCUGCUAAAAGAACAGCGGCAAGCUCCACUUACAGAUCAAAUUUAAUGGUAACAGCUAAUUCAGUAGCUGCUGCAGCAUGCAUGGGUGGCGUAUCGACUGCUGCAUUAGUGCCAAAGGUCAGGCCUGGAAAAACCGAUGCUCCAUUAGUGCCAAAGACUGAAGCUGUAAAAAAUGCUUCUACAGCCUGUGUGCCUCCUCCCUCAGGUAGCCUCGUUGUGCCAAAGGUUGAACCAGGAAACACACGGCCUCUAGCCAAUGGAUCCCCGAAACUUGUGACGCCUUCGUCAUCUUCUAUCAAACCUCCCCUUAUGGUUCCUCGUCCAGAAGAUUCUACAAUGAUUUCUGCUUCUACCCCUUUGGCUUCUGCAUCGAAGAUCAUCUCCAAUCAGCUUGUAGUUUCAGCCUCUGCCCCAGUUACCGUAUUACCACCAAAGCCAACUGUAGAGACCGUCACUUGCAAAACAGGUAGUGGACAGAAAGAGCAAGCUCCGGGAGAUGGAGCAAGCUCAUCGGUUGCGAUCCAGCCAAGUAAAACGACCUCAACAAGCUCGGAGAUCAGCAGGGGAAAGCCGGCGACACAGGCUCAGUCCCUUAACAUUUUGCCUAGUAAUAAAAUCCCAUUGGCUCAGACUGCAGUUGUCGGGGAAACAAACCAAAAUUUGGUGGAGAAACCAUCUGAUAAAACUGCAGUGCCAUCCAUCAGUGGAGCAGUUUCGCAAUCUAAAGCCAAAUGUGAAGUAAACAGCAAUGUUGGUUCGGUGAUCAAAGUGAGUAAUGUAUGCGGAAAACCUCCAGAGGUUGUAACUGCGGCAGGGACCGGACAGGGUGUUUAGUUCUUUGACAAAAACGUCUGAUAGUUUUUAUUUUGGAACUUUUUUAUUUGUAAUUUUUAUUAGAGGACUGAAAAAAAGAUAUUAUGUAAAGUAGGCCCUCCCAGUACAUGGUACUAAUUUAUAUGAAUCUCAUACACAUAUACAAUCUUCAAAGUCUAGAAUAUACUGUUAGAUUUGAAUCUCGGAAGCUUUAAAGAAGAUCGCUUUCUCGGCUUCUGUUG
Molecule: messenger RNA, 2413 nt
Organism: Thlaspi arvense
Lineage: Eukaryota; Viridiplantae; Streptophyta; Magnoliopsida; Brassicales; Brassicaceae
Source: the annotation of a GenBank genome assembly